Cylicocyclus nassatus is the source of this 1832-nucleotide messenger RNA. Lineage: Eukaryota; Metazoa; Nematoda; Chromadorea; Rhabditida; Strongylidae. The record is from the annotation of a GenBank genome assembly.
AUGCUGGCAAACAAGAAAGCGAUUUUUCAAGUGAGGUGGAAUCUGCGCUCUUACAUUCCCAAAGGUGAGUCAGUUUCGAGGUCCCUUUCCGAAAGUGAUAAACAACGCGUUGUAUCGUUUUGCGAUGUCGACGUGAAGAAGAUCAAACGAGCAUGGCUGGAGGAUUAUGACGAAAAAGCACGAGUAGUUCGGUGGAAACUACCCAUUGUUCAUGUGAAGCUGCGUAUUAGCAUCGAAAGAAUGUGGCAAGAUGCCCGUGACAUCUUCGCUCAAAGCAACGGUUCAAGUGUUGACAAUUGGUCUCGACACAGCAUCACUUUCACAUUUACAAUGAUCUUCCUUAUUCUUUUGAUCACACUUCAAGCCGUAUUCGCACAGGAAAGCAACGAUACGAUGAAGCUGUUACUCGUCCAAGCCAUGUGGAGACAUGGAGAUCGCACGCCGACGAAAACAUUCACAAGUGAUCCUUUCCGAGAAGCAAACUGGACCAAAGGUGGUGGUGGAUUCGAGCAAUUGACGCCGGAAGGUAUGUACCAACAAAUGGAGUUAGGUAAAUUGAUUCGAGGAAGAUAUGUUGAUCUACUGAAAUUCCUUCCACCUCAGUAUUCUUCCAGUAAGAUUUAUGUUCGAGCAACAGACACGAAUAGAACUAUAGUAUCUGCUAUGAGCAAUAUGAUUGGAAUGUAUGGCCAAGAAAGCAACAAACAUGAAGCUGGAAAAGAUUUUCCAAAAAAUUUAACUGGCUGGCCCGCUUUCUACGUUCCUAUUGCUAUUCAUACAUUGCAUAAACCGACUGAUUAUGUGGGCCAUCCCGAUGCAGACUGCAAUCGUCGAAAUAAGUUAUGGAAAAUGGUAAUGGAAUCAGAGGAAGUCCAAGAAUACAAGAAUAAUGUCUCAAAACUUUUGGAAGACCUUGAAAAAAAGUGUGGACAGCCAAUCCCACUAGAUGACAUUAGCGUUGUCCGCGAUCCGUUGUAUAUUGAGCAAAUUCACUUCCCAAAAGAGCUGAAAGAAAGAACUCCAUGGUUCAAUGAGGAAUUGUAUAAAAAGAUAGAUGCUAUGUACAGUCGCACGGAAGGCUUCAAAUAUUCACUAUUUGAAAAACCUCUUAUUGUUAAUGGACUUGACGUUGGUCAUGAGCUGAUGAAAGUCCGAGGAGGGCCAUUUUUCAAUGAGAUCGCGGAUCACAUGGACUUGAAACUAGACUGUUGGGAUAGUAAGGAUAAGAAAUGCGCAUGGAUGAAGGAGCUACAAUACUAUGCAUACUCAGUGCACGAUUCUACCGUAUACCAAUUUUUGACAUUACUCGGAAUUGGACGGAAGGUUGUAGUGCCAGGUCUGCUUCCAGAGUAUGCUGCUGCCACAUUCGUGGAAUUAUGGCUGGAUAAAUCCAACAAGCCAUUCUUCAAUGUAUUGUACCAUCCGCACGAAAAGUCUCUUGAUAUUUAUUCUGUAACCAAAGAAAUUGAAGGGUGCAACGGCAAAGAAUACUGUGAUUUAGACGUAUUUAGAAAAAUUGCAUCAAAGUACAAGCCCGAAGUACCAAUGGCUGAGUAUUGCGAGACUGACCCAAAUGACCCAAACAAUGGAUCUGCGCCAAAGGCAGCAUUAUGGGCGAUCUUUGUUCUUGUUUUUUACACGACCCUAUGAGCUAGAAUUUGUCCCAUGGAAACAGAAAUCUAAUCUAUUUACUCAGUUAUUUAUUAUGUAUGUACUGUGGUGUUAUCAGGGCACAUUUUUGCGUUAUCACAUUUACAAUUUUUGAUUUUUAUUGCAAAUUCUGCAGAUUAAGUUCAAAAUGCUCACAUAUAAAGCAUACAUAUCGACGUGUA